Molecule: messenger RNA, 3041 nt
Organism: Paralichthys olivaceus (Japanese flounder)
Lineage: Eukaryota; Metazoa; Chordata; Actinopteri; Pleuronectiformes; Paralichthyidae
Gene: kbtbd8
Product: kelch repeat and BTB (POZ) domain containing 8
Molecular function (GO): protein binding
Source: RefSeq, a predicted model, not a curated record
UCCGCUCUCCGAUUGGCUGCCCGUUGUUUCCGGGGCUCCGCUGUGCGCUCACUGACGUUUCUCGGUGUGAGCCCCGAGACAGACUGGAGAGAAUGGCUGCCAGUGGAGAGGUAGGGAAGCUGUCACAAGUACAAAAUGGGACACCUCCAACAACUAAUUAUAACGGGGUAGAUGCUGUUCAUGCCUGUAACAUCCUUCAGCAGCUCAAAGCCUUGUACGAUGAAGCACAGCUCACAGACAUUGUUGUAGAAGUGGACCAUGGCAAGACUUUCUCAUGUCACCGAAAUGUCCUUGCAGCUAUCAGCCCAUAUUUUAGGUCCAUGUUCACCAGUGGCCUUACAGAGAGCAGCCAGCGUGAGGUCAGAAUUGUCGGGGUGGAAUCUGAAUCCAUGCACCUUGUCCUAGACUAUGCCUACACAUCCAGGGUCACUCUCUCGGAGUCAAAUGUCCAGGCCCUGUUCACCGCAGCCAGCAUUUUCCAGAUUCCUGCACUACAGGACCAGUGUGCCCAGUUCAUGAUUAGCCGGCUAGACCCACAGAACUGUAUUGGGGUCUACAUGUUUGCUGAUGCCUAUGGGCACCAGGAGCUGAGGGAACGCUCACAGGACUACAUCCGCAAGAAGUUUCUGUGUGUGUCAUGGGAGCAAGAAUUCCUGCAGAUGACCAAGGAGCAGCUGGUCAGUAUUUUGAACAAUGACGACCUCAACGUGGAAAAGGAAGAGCAUGUCUAUGAGAGCAUUGUCCGCUGGCUAGAGCAUGAUCUGUCUGGUCGUGAGGCCCACCUAGCCGAGGUUUUUUCUCAGUGCAUCCGUCUGCCCUUACUGGAGGAGGCCUUCCUCACUGGGAUACCUGCCCCCUUUGCUUGCGCCCUGUCCCUGUCUAAAGAGGUUGCUGAGGCCAAAGCCCGCCUCACCGGCACCAAUGGUUGCCCACAGCGCCUGGGUAUGACCGCUUCUGAGAUGGUCAUCUGCUUCGAUGCUGCUCACAAACACUCAGGGAAGAAGCAGACGGUGCCUUGCCUGGACACAGCCACAGGAAGGGUGUUCAAGCUCUGCAAACCACCCAAUGAUCUCCGGGAGGUCGGUAUCUUGGUGUCCUCGGAGAACGACAUCUACAUCGCUGGCGGUUACCGGCCGAGCAACAGUGAGGUGUCUAUAGACCAUAGAGCGGAGAGUGACUUCUGGCAGUACGAACAUGCAGGCAACCGUUGGCUUCCACGUGCACCUCUACUGCGAGCGAGGAUAGGCUGCAGGCUCGUGCACUGCUGUGGGAAGCUUUAUGCACUGGGAGGCCGCGUCUACGAAGGCGAUGGGCGGAAUGCGUUAAAGUCAGUAGAGUACUAUGAUGCCAGGGACAACUGUUGGACAGCAGUCAGUCCCAUGCCAGUUGCCAUGGAGUUUCAUUCUGCUGUGGAGUACAAAGAUCGAAUUUAUGUCCUCCAAGGUGAAUAUUUCUUCUGCUUUGAUCCGCGUAAGGACUACUGGAGUCAUCUGGCCCCUAUGAGUGUCCCUCGGAGUCAAGGUCUGGCCGCCUUGCACAAGAACUGCAUCUACUACAUUGCUGGCAUCUGCAGGAACCAUCAGCGCACCUUCACUUUGGAGGUCUACGACAUAGAGAAGAACACUUGGAGCCGCAAGCGUGAUCUCCCCUUUGACCAAGCCACAAGCCCGUACAUCAAGGCCAUGCUGCUUCAAGGCAAGCUGCACCUGUUUGUGCGAGCCACACAGGUCAUGGUGGAGGAGCACGUGUUUCGCACCAGCCGAAAGAACUCCCUUUACCAGUAUGACGACAAGGCAGACGCAUGGACCAAAGUCUAUGAGACACCAGACCGCCUCUGGGAUUUGGGCCGCCAUUUUGAAUGUGUGGUGGCCAAACUUUACCCACAAUGUCUCCAGAAAGUGCUUUGAGGUAGCUCAUUUUUUGUGAAACCAAUCUGUGAGGCAGAUGGAGUGGUGUGAUCCUGCCUGCCUUGUGCCUGGUGUAACCUUGGGAUGCACCACAAGGAUCAUUUUUGGUUAAAGUCUUAAGUCGUUCAAACUUUGGUUUAACAUGAUCAAAAUGGGGGUGCUUUUAAAAAUUGCAGUAUUUUUUCUCCCAGACAGCACCAACUACACACACCGAUGCUUGUUUAACAAACCGUUCAAUGAAUCAUAAGUGCAAUUAUCCUAUUUUCUUUUUUUUUCCCGCUUCUUGUUGAGCCAUGUUGUUCUGUUUUUGUUUUAGAUACAUAUAUAGGUAAGGAUUUUUACAAAUGAUAAGCAUGCAAAUGAGGGUGUUGGCAGAAUAAAAGUGCCCUCUGGUGAUAUGGAUGCUACAUGUCAGCAUUAAAUCUCUCUCUCUAUAUAUAUAAAUAACUAUAUAAACUAUAUAUUCAUACGGGUAAGAUGAGUACCGUAGUAGGUUGUUGGCUCUGAGGUUUGUGUUUAUUUUUUUUUUUUAAUUUUGUGCUCAAGUCUCUCUUUAGCUUAUUUUAUAGAUAAGUUUAAAUUUGAAGUGUGAUUUACAUUACCUUAGUGUUUUUGAAGCUUGAAUAAUAUUUUUAUGGCCCUCUUUUCCUUCACAAACGUCAGUGUGUCAAACAAUACACUAUGUGUGGCUUCCAUGCUAUUUUUUCUUUAACUUUGAGAUUCCAGUUGCAUGGGGGCUCGUAACUCCCACUCUUUUGAGUUGGAAUCCAUUUUGUGUCACAUGCAAAGACAGCUUAAGUGAAAUGCUAGAGUACACGUUCUCCACAUUGGAGAAAUAUGGACGGAGUCAAAUUUGUGACAACACUAAGUGGAACGUUCAGACCAACUAACAGGCUUACCUCAGACACUUCAGAGAUCUUUGAUAAGGAGAAAAGGGACAUUUCAGGCCGUCGUGUUGACAAAGCUACUGUGUGAAAAGCUUUGUCCAGCAUUGUGCUCCAUUGAGGUUGUUUUUUGACAUUGAAUUAAACAUUUUGUAAAAGGUUGAAAGAGCCUUCCUCUUAAAAUGCCAAAAAAGCAUUUGAGGUCUUGUUAUAGUUGAUCUGGACAUUGAAAAGAAUUUUGUGGUAGCAA